GGGCCGCAGCGUGGGGCGGCCGGAGCGGGCGGAACCGGGGCCUGGCGGGGCGGCCGGCGGGGCGGCCGGCGGGGGCCUGGCGGGAUGUUCCGCAAGGCGCGGAGGGUGAAUGUGCGGAAGCGGAACGACUCGGAAGAGGAGGAUGAGGAGCGCGACGAGGAGCCGCCUCAGGAGCCGGCGCCGGCGGCCGGGACGGCGGGGGAAGGGCCCAGCGAGGCCUCCGUGCCGCUGGCGUCGGGCGCUGGGCUCCUGCCGCUGCCCGCCGGCUGCGUGCCCCUCGCCCUGCCCGGCAGCCCCGCGGCCUUCGCCUGCGCCGCGAGCUACGGAGCGGCUCUCGGCCUGGGGCUGGGCAUGAUGGGAGGCGACCGAGCGGGCCUGGGGGCUCUGCCGGCGCCCGGUGUGCUGCGGCCCCCGGCGCCGCCGCCCCAGCCCCAGCAGGGCAAUGGGCUGCCGGUGGCCGGGCGCCCCAAAGAGAAGAAGAAGUCGCGGGAGAACAAAGAGGUGCCGAGGGCCAGCCUGCUCAGCUUCCAGGACGAGGAGGAGGAAACAGAAGAAGUUUUCAAAGUGAAGAAAUCAAGUUACAGCAAGAAGAUUGUAAAACAGUUGAAGAAAGAAUACAAAGAAGAUCUUGAAAAAUCAAAAGUUAGAACAGAGGCCAAUUCUCCAACAGAUGCUGAAGCACCACCAGAAAAGGUAGGACAGAAUAAGGAUAUAGGCCAAGAAGAUGGGACUGCAAACAGUGAGCAUGGUGAAGAAGAAAUGGAAGUUGAAAGUGAGAAGGAAGAAGAGAAACCAAAAGCUGGUGGUGCUUUUUCAAGUGCUCUGUCAUCACUGAAUGUUCUCCGCCCAGGAGAAAUUCCAGAUGCUGCUUUUAUUCAUGCCGCUAGGAAAAAGCGCCAAAUGGCUCGUGAGCUUGGAGACUUUACCCCCGUUGACAGUGAACCAGGUAAAGGCCGCCUUGUUCGAGAAGAUGAAAACGAUGCCAGUGAUGAUGAAGAUGAUGACGAGAAGAGGAGGAUAGUUUUUACAGUGAAGGAAAAAUCCCAAAGGCAAAAGAUUGCUGAGGAAAUAGGUAUUGAGGGAAGCGAUGAUGAAGCACUAGUGGCAGGGGAGCAAGAUGAAGAACUCAGUAGAUGGGAGCAAGAGCAGAUACGAAAAGGAAUCAACAUACCCCAGGUUCAGCCAAGUCAGCCUGCAGAAGUGAAUAAUGUGUACUACCAGAACACUUACCAGACACUGUCUUAUGGUUCAUCAUAUGGCAUUCCAUACACCUAUGCUGCGUAUGGAUCGUCGGAAACCAAGUCUCAAAAAACAGAUAAUACAGUUCCUUUCAAAACUCCCAGUAAUGAGAUGACUCCUGUUACUAUUGAUUUGGUAAAGAAACAGCUUAAAGACAGGUUGGACUCUAUGAAAGAAAUGCACAAAGCUAAUCGGCAGCAAUAUGAGAAACAUCAGCAAAGCCAAGAGGACUCUACCAAGGCAAUUGAAAGAUUAGAAGGGUCUUCUGGGGGUAUUGGUGAACGGUAUAAGUUUUUGCAAGAAAUGCGAGGGUAUGUCCAAGACUUGCUUGAGUGUUUCAGUGAAAAGGUGCCUCUGAUUAACGAGCUUGAGUCUGCAAUGCACCAGCUGUACAAACAGCGAGCUUCCCGCCUUGUCCAAAGACGACAAGAUGAUAUUAAAGAUGAAUCUUCGGAGUUUUCAAGCCAUUCAAAUAAGGCACUGAUGGCUCCAAAUCUUGAUUCUUUUGGGCGAGACAGAGUGAUCUAUCAAGAACAGGUCAAGCGUCGGACUGCAGAAAGAGAGGCUAGAAGGGCUCGCCGCAGACAAGCGAGAGAGCAGACUGGGAAGAUGGCAGAUCACCUGGAAGGCCUUUCCAGCGAUGACGAGGAGACUUCAACAGAUAUCACAAACUUCAACCUGGAGCGAGAUCGUAUAUUGAAAGAAUCCAGCAAAGUUUUCGAAGAUGUUUUGGAAAGUUUUUACUCCAUUGAUUGCAUCAAGUCCCAGUUUGAAGCUUGGCGCUCCAAGUACUUUGCUUCUUACAAGGAUGCUUACAUUGGCCUCUGUUUACCAAAGCUAUUUAACCCUUUAAUCAGACUUCAGCUGCUCACCUGGACUCCUUUGGAGGGCAAGUGUCGAGAUUUUGAAACAAUGUUGUGGUUUGAGUCAUUGCUGUUUUAUGGCUGUGAAGAGCAGGAGCAGGUGAAAGAUGAUGCUGAUAUUUCACUGUUGCCUACCAUUGUAGAGAGAGUUGUUCUUCCUAAAUUAACAGUAAUUUCUGAAAAUAUCUGGGAUCCUUUCUCUACCACACAGACAUCUAGAAUGGUAGCAAUUGUACAGAAACUAAUAGAUGGAUAUCCCUCAGUGGUGAAUGCAGAAAACAAAAAUACACAGAUGCUUUUAAAGGCCUUGUUGCUAAGAAUGAGGAGAACACUAGAUGAUGAUGUAUUCAUGCCCUUGUAUCCAAAAAACAUCUUAGAAAACAAGAACUCUGGUCCAUAUUUGUUUUUCCAACGUCAGUUUUGGUCCUCUGUUAAGUUAUUGGGAAACUUUCUCCAGUGGUAUGGAAUCCUCUCAAACAAAACUCUACAGGAGCUGUCCAUAGAUGGGUUGCUAAAUAGAUACAUUCUUAUGGCUUUUCAAAACUCAGAGUAUGGAGAGGACAGCAUUAAGAAAGCUCAAAGUGUAAUUGCUUGCUUCCCUAAGCAGUGGUUCACUAAUCUAACGGGAGACAAGACUAUUUCUCAGCUAGAAAACUUCUGUAGAUACCUUGUUCACCUGGCUGAUACAAUUUACAGAAACAGCAUUGGUUGCUCUGAUGUAGAGAAGAGAAAUGCCAGGGAGCACAUCAAGCAGAUCAUAAAGCUUCUAGCAAGUGUCCGAGCUCUGGAUCAUGCUGUUACUGUUGCAAAUGAUCACAACGUAAAAGAGUUCAAGAUUCUAAUAGAAGGAAAAUAGACUUUUCCCACCACUCAUUUUGAGCUUUAAAACCAUUCCUGAUAUGUAAUUUAUGUACAUAUGUAAAGUUUCUUAAACUGUAAAGUAUUGAUCUUUGUUUUAAUACAAAGUGCAUUCUUAUAUACAGCAUCCUUAAAAAUAAAAAUCAUUGACUUCAUUGAAAACAAAAAUGGAAUCCCAAGAUUGUCAUCUUUCCAGAAACAGGAUUUUUCCUCAAGUUUCUCAAAAUCUUGUUCACAAAAAGACUUUGUGCCCAUAAUCAGUGGUCAUCUACUCCUGUUGAUUGUUCCAUGGUUAACUGGAAUGUGUAUAAUAGAUUCUGUGUAAUACAAUGAUGCAUAUAUUUAUACCACCAUGUUGCUUUCACACUGGAUAUAGAGAUGUUGUACUGUUGCAAUAAGCUUUUCAUUUGCUAAAAAAUACUUAUUUUGAAAAUAAAAUGAUCGUAUUAUUGGUCAAAA
Messenger RNA from Zonotrichia albicollis (white-throated sparrow), 3419 nucleotides. RefSeq names its product PAX3 and PAX7 binding protein 1 (gene PAXBP1). Gene Ontology annotation, molecular function: DNA binding. Gene Ontology annotation, cellular component: nucleus. Gene Ontology annotation, biological process: mRNA splicing, via spliceosome; positive regulation of transcription by RNA polymerase II. The record is from RefSeq and is a predicted model, not a curated record. Lineage: Eukaryota; Metazoa; Chordata; Aves; Passeriformes; Passerellidae.